AAAUCUUUUCAUUGGCUGAGCACUCAUGUCCACGCGUGUUUUGUCGCGUCUCGCAGGAAAUGGAAUAUUAAUUACCUUGAUGGAGUUGAUGGCUUGAUGCAUUAUUUUGAAAAGUCAUACAAAAAUGUUAUAAAAUUUUGCCUAUUUUAAUCCAAAUUUUUUUUGCCAUGUUGUUUCCAAGGUCAUGUAAAAAACCCAAGUUGUCGAUGAAAUUUUUUUGUCGUUAUUUGAGCAAUAAAUCGAGAAUUACCUUGCCUUACUCUGAGAAAGUGAUAAUGCUAAACUCGCAAUACAAUGACCCAUAUCUGAAUCUAGCCUACGAAAAUUUUAUGUACGAGAAUUUGAAUUUGGAAAGCCAUGAUGUGUUGUAUUUUUGGCAGAACUCACCGUGCGUAGUCAUUGGUAGGCACCAAAAUCCAUGGUUGGAGUGCGACCUACGGUAUUUGAAAGAGCAUGGUAUUAAACUGGCAAGACGAUACAGUGGUGGAGGCACUGUAUACCAUGAUUUGGGUAAUUUGAAUAUAACAUUUAUGACCAGUCGAGCAAGGUACAACAGAAAGUGGAAUUUGGAAUGUAUUGCCAAAGCUCUUUCUGACAGAUGGAAUUUAGAUGUUGACUUAUCACCUCGGGAUGACGUAGUGGUUGAUGGUAUAUUUAAGAUUUCUGGAUCUGCUGCAAAACUUGGGAAAUAUUCGAGUUACCAUCAUUGUACAUUACUAUGUGACGUUGAUCUUGAUAGGUUGAAUAGGGCUAUCAUGCCCAGAAUGGUCGCAACUUCUCGAGCAACACAAAGCGUCAGCUCCCAUGUUAUUAAUCUGAAGGAUAUUGAACCAUCACUAAAUGUUAACGAGAUCAUAACGAGUGUGGCUCGGACAUAUAUGCAGGAAAAUGAACAUCCAAAGAUACUUUCUAUGGAUAUAUUUAGGAAAAACUUCACUGAAAUUCACAAAAUUAAAAAUGAGCUUUUAACUUGGGAAUGGAUAUUUGGUAAAACAUCACCUUUUACCAUAACUAAAUCUAGUCUUCUACCAUCUGGAACCAAAGUAAAAGUUGACUUAGAUAUACAAUCUGGUCGGAUCAAUAAUAUGGCUAUUUUACCAAAUUUUGUAUUUGAGAAUGAAAUAAAUAAACACCUCAGAGGUAUACGUUUUGAAUCUGAUGCGGUCUCGAAAGCCAUUGGUUUAUGUCUUGAGAAAAGUGCAGGAUUUCAAGAUCAUACAAUGGAAAAAGAUUUUCGGGAUAUUUUACAAAAUAUUUCAAAAAUUGCUUGAUGCUUG
Messenger RNA from Paramuricea clavata, 1277 nucleotides. Lineage: Eukaryota; Metazoa; Cnidaria; Anthozoa; Malacalcyonacea; Plexauridae. The record is from the annotation of a GenBank genome assembly.